AUGAUUUCAUCGGUGAAAAGUCAGAUUAUUCUGACAUUUUACAUCAUUUCCUUCCUGAUUGGCCUUCCAGCCAAUCUGGUGGCUCUCUGUGCUUUUAGCAUCAAAAUCCACCACAGCCCUCUUCCAACAGACAUCCUGCUUCUGAAUCUGACUGUGUCCGACCUGCUCUUCUUGAUCAUCCUUCCUCUCAAGAUGCACGAGGCAGCAUCAGGGAUGCAGUGGAAUCUGCCCAACUUCUUGUGCUCCAUCACCUCCUUUACCUUUUUCUCCACAAUCCACACCAGAUCCUUGCUGCUAAUGGCAAUCGGCGUGGUCCGGUACAUCGGAGCGGCAUUUCCUGUUAUCUACCAACACCUCAAGAAACCUGUGUACCCGAUCAUCAUCAGUGCUGUUAUUUGGCUGAUCUCAAUGGGACACUGCAGCAUCACUUUCAUCAUCCAGCACCACCCCUCCUUGUCCAGUUCAGACUCUUCUAUGUGCUAUGAGAACUUCACAGAGAAGCAGCUGGAGAUUCUCCUCCCAGUGCGUUUGGAGUUUUUCUUUCUGUUCUGCCUGGUGCCUCUUUUAGUUACUAUUUACUGCUACCUGCGCUUAAUUUUGAUUCUGUACAGCCGUCCCAGAAUAUCCUGGAGGAGGAAGAGGAAGGUUAUUGGCAUGGCUUUAGGGACUCUUGCUGUGUUCCUCAUUUGUGUUGGACCAUACAACUUUUCUUUUUUGCUGGGCUACUUCCAGCAAAAAAGCCCAGUGUGGAGAUACUACACUUUGCUCCUCAGCACGUUGAACACCUGUAUUGAUCCAAUUAUAUUCUAUUUUUCCUCCUCUGUCUUCCACUUCACAAGCGAUAAAUCAAUUUUCAGAAAGCACUGGAGUAAAUGGAGAAAAGGGACAAAUUUAGGGCACUAAUUCAUGAUCAAUGUGUAUUCCAUCCCACAUGAAGCCAUUGAAAUUGGUUGAAAUUGAUGACAGCUUUGUCAUCUUUGACAGGUUAUUUUCUGUU
Poeciliopsis prolifica (blackstripe livebearer) is the source of this 997-nucleotide messenger RNA. RefSeq names its product free fatty acid receptor 2-like. The transcript has a single exon. The coding region runs from base 1 to 903 and encodes 300 amino acids. Gene Ontology annotation, cellular component: plasma membrane. NCBI's taxonomy places the organism in Eukaryota, Metazoa, Chordata, Actinopteri, Cyprinodontiformes, Poeciliidae. The record is from RefSeq and is a predicted model, not a curated record. Gene Ontology annotation, molecular function: G protein-coupled receptor activity. Gene Ontology annotation, biological process: G protein-coupled receptor signaling pathway; cellular response to fatty acid.